This is a messenger RNA of Grammomys surdaster, 1026 nucleotides long. It is a transcript of the gene Clec5a, whose product is annotated as C-type lectin domain containing 5A. Bases 132 to 704 code for a protein of 190 amino acids. The record is from RefSeq and is a predicted model, not a curated record. The transcript has 7 exons. Lineage: Eukaryota; Metazoa; Chordata; Mammalia; Rodentia; Muridae. Gene Ontology annotation, biological process: innate immune response. Gene Ontology annotation, molecular function: virus receptor activity.
AAGCAGGGGCAUACGUUCAGAAGACAAGAAACCCUGCUCACCAUACCAAGUAUUAACUUAUAAACAAGACUCCUAGCUGUAUGCCAGCCCAGACUUCCAGAAAGAGAAUAGCUUCCUGAAUCCCCAUCAUCAUGAACUGGCACAUGAUCAUCUCAGGGCUUAUCGUAGUAGUGAUCAAAGUUGUUGGAAUGACCUUUUUUCUGCUGUAUUUCCCACAGGUUUUUGGCAAAAGUAAUGAUGGCUUCAUCCCCAUGGAGAUCUAUGGAACUACUAAUGUACAGAAUGUCUCACAGAUUUUUGGGGGAACUGAUGAAAGCAUCAUUCCUACAAGAAGCUAUGGAACAGACUGUCCCAAAGACUGGGAUUUUCACCAAGGAAGAUGCUUUUUCUUCUCCACCUCCGAAUCAUCUUGGAAAGCCAGCAGGGAUUAUUGUGCAACAAAAGGAUCCACACUGGCAAUUGUCGACACUCCAGAGAAACUGAAGUUUCUUCAGGACAUAGCUGGUGAUGAGAAUUAUUUUAUUGGUUUGAUACGUCAGCCUGGAGAGAAAAAGUGGCGCUGGGUCAACAACUCUGUGUUCAAUGGCAAUGUUACCAAUCAGGAUCAGAACUUCGACUGUGUCACUAUAGGUUUGACAAAGACGUUUGAUGCUGCGUCAUGUGAUGUCAGCUAUCGCUGGAUCUGUGAGAAGAAUCCCAAAUGAUCUCUACAAGAGUGAAUCUUUACAGAGCCAGCAAAAGAGAUUGUUACUGAAACCAGUCCAGGAAAUAUAUAGUAUCAAAGACUGUGCCCAUCUUCAUUAGGUGGCGUUCCCUAAGGACUGUGCCCAUCUUCAUUAGGUGGCGUUCCCUAAGGAAUCCUCAACGUCAAUGUGUCACUCCCUUUUACAAACAUCUUCACAUGGUAAAACUCCUUUUCUGCACCAGGUAUUCCUCAAGACCACACUUCCUAUGAGAGGGGACUGGAUUCUAGUUAUCUCCAGACAAGGGCAGGUUUCUGGAGAUGAAAUUGAUAUGGAAAUGCAA